AUGUUCAAGCGUGUGCGUCAAGAAUUAGAAAAGCAGCAAAUUGCAGAUACAGAGUUUGAUGCUGAAGACAAGGAAGAGAAACUCGCUGGUGUCUUUUCCGAGUCCGAGUCAGACAGUGAUAGUGAUACUGACAACUCUGAUGAUGAACAAACAAAGCGAUACAAAAAGAGAGCACGAAAGGCAUUGAUCAAGACUGUCAAUAAACUCGCCGAUGAAGCUGGAUCUGAUGAUGAUAGUGAUGAUAGCGAGGACGAUGAGGAUAUGGAAGAGGCAGCAGACAUCAAUGGAGAGGAUGAGGAUGAGGAUGAGGAUGAGGAAGAGGAGGGCGUCGAGCGAUUCACAUGUGAAAUCUGCCCUGAAAAAGUAUUGAAGACCGUUGAACAUGUCGAGCUUCAUUUAAAGAGCAAAGAUCACAAGAGACGUGUCAGAUAUUUGAAGAAGCAUGGUGCUAUGCCCGAACCUCAAGUCGAGGAGAGAGAAGAUUUACCAGAGGAGAUCAAGGCCAAAAUUGAAGCCAAGAAGGCAAAGGCUGAAGCCAAAAAAGAACAGAACGAACAGAGACGAAAAGAAAAGAAGGAGGCUCGAGUUCAAAAGGCAAAGGAGAGAGUCAAGGCACAUCGUAAAUUAGUCAAGCAAAGAAAAUGGGAACGUGAGCAAGCUGCUAAAAAGGAGGCAGAGGCUAAAGCACAACAAGAGGCACCUGUCAAGAAUGAAGAAGCUUCUAAGAAGACUGCUGCUCCCAAGAAAGCUGUUGAUAAAGCAGCUACUAAGAAAGCACCUGUUAAAAAGGUUGCUCCUAUCAAGAAAGCAGCCAAAGCAUCCAAAAAGUAA
Molecule: messenger RNA, 831 nt
Organism: Mucor velutinosus
Lineage: Eukaryota; Fungi; Mucoromycota; Mucoromycetes; Mucorales; Mucoraceae
Exons: 1
Coding region: 1-831 (276 amino acids)
Source: RefSeq, a predicted model, not a curated record